AUGCUUGGAAAACUAGUCCAUCUAGGCUUCGAUGCCCUUCUCAUAAGCGCUUUCUUGGCUGGUGUCAAGAGAACGACGGGUCUGACACCAGCACUUACACGGGUACCCAAUAAAGAUAUCCGACAACUAUUGAGAACCUACCUAGAAUUCGGCGAAUACGCAUUCGACUUGGCCGUUGUGUUUUUCGGGAGGUCGAGUUCGUUUGAACGGAGACGGUGA
Molecule: messenger RNA, 219 nt
Organism: Marasmius oreades (fairy-ring Marasmius)
Lineage: Eukaryota; Fungi; Basidiomycota; Agaricomycetes; Agaricales; Marasmiaceae
Exons: 5
Coding region: 1-219 (72 amino acids)
Cellular component (GO): cytoplasm
Source: RefSeq, a predicted model, not a curated record